Gastrolobium bilobum is the source of this 354-nucleotide messenger RNA. RefSeq lists its product as uncharacterized. Lineage: Eukaryota; Viridiplantae; Streptophyta; Magnoliopsida; Fabales; Fabaceae. The record is from RefSeq and is a predicted model, not a curated record. The transcript has a single exon. The coding region runs from base 1 to 354 and encodes 117 amino acids.
AUGGCUGCUGAGCUCGGUGCUCUGGAACAGAACAACAACUGGAACAUUGUUUCUUUACCUACCAGCAAACACUCUAUUGGUUGUAAAUGGGUGUUCCGUGUUAAGCUUCAUUCUGAUGGCUUCCUUGAAAGGUACAAAGCUCGCUUAGUUGCUCAAGGUUAUACACAGCAGGAGGGCAAUGAUUUCAAAAAGACUUUCUCUCCAGUAGCCAAGAUAAUUAUUGUUUAUAUCUUGCUUUCUCUUGCUGCCAUCCAUGAUUGGCAUCUAGUUCAAUUAGAUAUCAAUAACACAUUUCUUCAUGGGGACUUGACUGAAAAGGUUUACAUACGUCUCCCUCCCGGAUACUCUCCAUAA